Rattus norvegicus (Norway rat) is the source of this 634-nucleotide messenger RNA. RefSeq names its product zinc finger protein 605 like 1 (gene Zfp605l1). NCBI's taxonomy places the organism in Eukaryota, Metazoa, Chordata, Mammalia, Rodentia, Muridae. The record is from RefSeq and is marked predicted. The coding region runs from base 152 to 511 and encodes 119 amino acids. The transcript is spliced from 2 exons.
UACGCAGCCGUUGAGACGCGAAUUUACUUCCUGCAGCUACUCCCAGCUUUCCUCGCUCAGAGUCUUUAAACAUGAUGGAGAUGAUGGCCAGCAAAGCAGGAGAAAAGGCGCUAAGAGAUUCAAACUGAGCGCAGGACCGAGCAUUUUAGGGAUGUGUUUACGAAAGCCCGCGGGGAUCACUGGGUCAGAAUGGCCACGGACUGAACGACAGCGGCACCCAGAGGUCCAGCGUGGAAUCUAUCGCCAAGUUGCUUCUGAAAUUCUGCCAGAAAAAAAUCUCAACUACUUUAAGGUGCCGAGUAUCAAAACCAGGACUUUGCGCUUUCCUAGACAAGCAACGUGCACGCAGCUGUAUCAUACCCUGCCUUUGGCACUCAUUUUUCAAGAUGAUAUAAUAAUGAAAUAUUUUCUCUUUGGAAAAAAUGUGGGGGUGUACUUGCCACUCUUGGUGGGACACAUCUGUAAUCCCAGCGCCCAGAAGGCAGGAGACCCAGCACAAGUUCGAAAUUAGCCAGGUCUACACAGAGUUCCAAGCCAGCCAGAGUGACAUAAAGCAUUAACAAAGAGUUCUCUUUACUAGAGAAAUUAUCCAUUGUAAAAAGAUAUAUCCUAAAAGCAAUAAUUCCUAGAGUUG